Messenger RNA from Verticillium dahliae VdLs.17, 342 nucleotides. RefSeq lists its product as uncharacterized. The coding region runs from base 1 to 342 and encodes 113 amino acids. The record is from RefSeq and is a predicted model, not a curated record. The transcript is spliced from 2 exons. NCBI's taxonomy places the organism in Eukaryota, Fungi, Ascomycota, Sordariomycetes, Glomerellales, Plectosphaerellaceae.
AUGGCAUCCAAGGUCAUUCUUUUCGGCCCACUGAUCGCUGCGUUGAACACCGUUUAUGAUCGAGAACGAAGACAAAUAUUCGGAAGCCACGGCUUGGGCUUUUGUCAGAUUCGUCAGCGUAUGAGUAGGACAGUCGCAGGUCACGCUGGCAAACCCUUCUCAAUAGCCGACCAGACUCGAGCACCCCCGCAGCGCCCCGGCCCCCCUCGUCAACGAGGUGUUGGGCGAGAUCAUACGAUCAUCCUAGCCGAUCGGCGACCGCAGAGGGGCCGGGGUUCGACAACGGCUGCUGGCGGUGUUCUGGUGCUCGAGGGUCAGGCGGGGGCAGCGUCUUCGGAGUAG